Messenger RNA from Conger conger (European conger), 5219 nucleotides. It is a transcript of the gene trak2, whose product is annotated as trafficking protein, kinesin binding 2. The record is from RefSeq and is a predicted model, not a curated record. NCBI's taxonomy places the organism in Eukaryota, Metazoa, Chordata, Actinopteri, Anguilliformes, Congridae. Gene Ontology annotation, cellular component: dendrite. The coding region runs from base 916 to 3804 and encodes 962 amino acids. Gene Ontology annotation, molecular function: GABA receptor binding. Gene Ontology annotation, biological process: neurogenesis; anterograde axonal transport of mitochondrion. The transcript has 17 exons.
GUAGCCUAUGUUACUAGACGAGCCACUACUGAAAGUUAUAACUGAACAAAACUAGCAACACAUUUUUCGCUUAACAAAACUGGAGCUAACUUGCUAAUUACACAAAUAUGCCAAAGCAACAAAAGUGGUUUAAACUUUAACUUAAGUAAUACUUACGAACAUAUCACGACUUUGCUUCGAGAUUUGACCAAUUAGCAACCUUUUCACGAUGAAUUGUAAAGAUUAUUGCAUAUGUUCCUUCAAAAUUCUAUUACAUACGUUUAAAAAAAUGUAAACAUACUGAACUUCAAAGUGAAUAGCAGCAACAUUCGCUAAUUUGUGAACUAGAAAUCUCAGGCUUGCUGUUCCCAGCUGAUUUGACAGUGACGAAAGGAAGAGGACGCAACGUAUUGAAAAGAAAAGGCUCUAUGUGAUGACGACAGCACUGCACAUAUGUGUUCCUUGGUGGUGUCUAUUCUUUUCUGGAUAUUUGUGUUUUUGACUUUACAGUACAGUAAAUAGUUUAUGCUUAGCCAACACCAUGUUUGCAAAGCACAACACAGUUUUAGAGUAAGACAAUACAUUACGAAUGUGCUCGGGAUGCCCGUAACCUGUUUAACGCGUCAGGAAAUUCUUGUCUACUUUUGAUGACGCCUUGUAGUCAUCAGUUUCCCAACGCCUGCCCCGCCAUCCUCCCAGAGUACUUCGCAAGCUUGCCUGAUAACACUGCAAUCUAUUGUUUGACUGUGGAGCAUGCUCUGGAUUGACAGGAUGACAUGUAGCUAGUUAGCUGGGAUUGCUGUACAGCGGUUAUUAAUUAUUUCUGAAAGGGUGGUGUGUAUCCAGAGAGCUUUCGGAGGUGUCCUCCUCUUGUGGUGUGGGAAUGGGGAGCGCCUUGCUCCGUGCGCUGGCUGAGGAGAGACUCAAAUAACACCCAUGAGCGGGGAGAAGACCGACUCCAACAACGGCCCUGAUGAAGACGAAAAGGAGAGUGUCUCAGGGCCAGGGCCAGGGUCAGCGGAGGGCACUGAGCCCCUGUACCCGUGUGACAGGCAGGACUGCACGGAUUCCCCCCGGGGCUCACCUGAAGAAGGCAGCACCGUCUCGCCUAUUCUGGCUGAGGAGACCUUCCGCUACAUGACCUUCUUCAACCUGGACCCCUCCUCCUCUUCCUCCCCCUCUUCCUCUUCCCAUCCCAACUCCCACAGACUCUCUCGAGUCCUCAGUGCUGACAGGGUGGAGCAGAUGACAGUGACCUACAGUGACUUGGAGAUGCUGACACACCUGCUGACAGAGAGGGACCAGGUCUUGGAGCUGGCUGCCCGGAUUGGUCAGUCGCUGCUGCAGAGGAAUCACCUGCUGCAGGAGCGCAACCAAGCGGUGGAGGAGCAGCUAACUCAGGCACUGGACCAGGUGCAGCAGCUGCAGCAUGUGUUGUGUAAGAAGGACGAGCUGCUGCGCAUGGUGGCCAGUGUGUCGGAGGAGAGCGAGACGGACUCCAGCUGCUCCACUCCGCUGCAGCACAGCGCUCCACUGCCCGCAGCGCUCGCGUCCGGCCAGCUGGGGGCGCUGCAGAGCAAGCUGCAGCUGCUGGAGGAGGAGAACCUGGCCCUGCGCUCUGAGGCGUGUCACCUGGAGAUGGAGACGAUCUCGUACGAGGAAAAGGAGCAGCAGCUGGUGAACGACUGCGUUAAAGAGCUGCGUGAAUCGAACAGCCAGAUCGUGGCACUGACGGACGAGCUGUCGAAGAAGAACGACGACUUACUGCGUCACCAGGAGGACAUGACACAACUGCUGAUUCAGAUGGUGGAUCUCCAGCACCGACUGAAGGAGCUGGCUCUGGAGAAGGAGGAUUUGAGGAUUCACCUGCAGCAUUCCAAAGAUGCUCAGCGGCAGCUAACUGCAGAGCUGGACGAGCUGCACAGCAGGAACGUGGAGUGCAUGGGGAUGCUGCAGGAGUCGCAGGAGGAGGCCAAGGAGCUGCGCAACCGCAGCACCACCUCCGCAGGUCUGCGCAGACACCAGUCCUUCGGCCUCAUCCCCAUGGACUGUCUGGCUGCUGAGAUUGAGGGUUCUAUGCGGAGACAGUUGAGCAUGGAGGGGGAGUUUUCCUUCCAGGACCAGAAGGAUUCACAGAAGCGCGUGUUCCAGACCGUACGCGCCGUCAACGAGUCGGUGCAGCACCUGGCCCCCCGACCCCUCCCAGGCUCCGCCCACAGCAGCGUAGUGAUGACUGCGCAGCCCUUCCAGUCCUGCGUCCCGGCUGCACAGCUGCGCAGAGGGGAGGAAGCCACGCCCACUACCAGCAAUUGCACAACAAACCUCGGACAGCCUGGCACUCCGGGAGGAAGUGACCUCACCUCUGCGCUGCACCGCCUCUCCCUGAGGCGACAGAACUUCCUGUGCGAGCGGCAGUUCUUCCAGGAGGAGCGGGACAGGAAGCUGCAGGCACUGGUGCGAGCUGGGCAGGAAGGGGAGGGGCCAGAGGAAGACUGGGAGGGGACUGGCUGCAGCUCCCCCAAUGGCAGCUCGGUCUCCUGCAUCACCAGCCUAUCAGACCUCUCCUCAGCCUCCAGCUUUAAGGGAUUCCUUCCCGAGAAACUGCAGAUCGUCAAGCCCAUGGAAGGCUCCUUCACGCUGCACCACUGGCAGCAGCUCGCUCAGCCCCACCUGGCCGCCAUCUUGGACCCUCACCCGGGCGUGCUCACCAAAGGGUUCCGUCCCCUCUCGGAGGACACCGAGCACUGCCUCGCCGACCCGGAGGAGGACGACGAGGAGGCGCGGAAGAGGAAGAGUGGCCGGGAGAAACAGAUAGAGGAGGAGGAAGAGGAGGAGGAGGAGAUGGGGAUUACCUUCCAGGUGCAGUGCGCCUCCACCCCGGAGGACAAGAGGGAGAGGAGGAGCGAGAAAACACCUGUCUGCUCACCUUUGAGUGUACGACCUCUGUGCCAACCCUCUCUGGCCCCUCCCAUCUCUCCCUCCUCACCCCCUGCACCCCAGCACUCUAACAGUCACAUCCUCAGCACACCAGCGCCCCCUCCUGCUCACAAUCCUGGGAAGUGUCUGAGCUCCACCUUCUCCACCUUCACCUUCACCACCUGCCGAAUCCUACACCCGUCUGACACCACCCAGGUCACGCCCAGUUCUGGGUGUGUCUCCUCGGUCUCAGUGAACACCCCCAGCUCCCUGCGCUCUGUCUCCAGCACCCCAGUCACACCGUCCCGGCUCAACCUGGGGCACUCGGCCCCCCUGCAGGGCCUGACCCAGCUGCUGCUGGAGAGGGGCAUCUCAGCCCAGGGGGUCUCCACUGAGAGGGCCCCCCGAAAGCCCAAACCUCGCAUGCUCCCCAGCACCCCGCCCAACUCCCCGUCCCACUCCCCUCCUCCCUCGCCCGUCGCCUGGGAGACGCGCCCGGGCCCUCCCCCCACCGCCGAGAACUUCCUGGCCUCCCGCCCCGCCGAUCUCCUCCUCCAGGAGGUCUACGGGCUCAAACUCCGCCCGGACACGCCUCUCUCGCGGGACCGGGUGUCCGUCGGCCUGGUGGAGCGGCUCCGAGCGCUGGGACUGGCCGGGACGCUGCGUGGGGCGGGGUCGGGCGGGGCGCGGCCCCAGGACACGCCCACGUUCCUGGCGACGGGCAGCGGAAGCCUGCUGAACGGCCUGCGGAGGAACCAGAGCCUGCCCUGCAUGGUGGGGCGGAGCCAGCCCCCUCACGCUGCCCUUGCCCUUCCCAUAACCCCCUGGGGCAGCCUGAAGGAGCCCGCUCUUGCCCCUUCCUCCUCUUCCUCCUCCUCCGCUGUGCCCGUCCCACCCUCUCCACACUGAGGGGUCAGGCUGCUGACUGGGGGUGGGGCUUCCAGUUGACUGACACAACACUGCCCCCCACCCCCAAUCUCCGAAAGGGAAAAAUAAAUCCCUCUUUUCUCUUUGUUUUAAAGCACAAUUGUCAAACUGAUCGCUUUUUUGUACUGUUUUUGUAAUGUGUUUUUAAAGCUGUGGGUCUGGGUAGAAGUUGUGUUUUUACUGUUGGGGAGUUUGGGGUAAGACAUCACCAGCAUUUAGGAAGGCGGGGCUGCGUUUAAACGGAAGAGAGUGGAUGAAGGUGUGUGAAGGAUAGAGGGAUGAGCAUGAGUGCAGCGAAGGGAGAGAGAGAAAUCUGCAAAGAAGAGGAGAGCUGAAGGUAUCUGCAGGCUACUUUAAAGAGGAAACGGAGAGAAAGUAAUAUUAGGUUGUUUGAAGUAAAGAGAGAGAUGGAUGUAUCCGCAGGGUUUUCCCUCUUUGGAGCGGAGGGAGGUAUGCUGAAUGGGUGCGAAGAGCCAGAACUGUGUCAUUUCCGUAGUUACUGCCCAGGUAUGAUUUUUCUGAUUGAAGCCACCAGGGGGUGCUGCUGAACCAGGGGAAGACUUUUCUGAGUCAUUAGCGUGUUCUCCACAGGAAUGAGCUCCGUGAGUAGGGCUGUGCUCCAGUUACCCCUUCAGCCCUCAAACCCAAGGGCUCUCCAUCCUGUGCCAUGACAUCACGCUUCUGUCUAUUUAAUUUGUACAAUUCAGUUUUUAGAUGUCACCAUUGUUCAGACCUAUUAUUUUUGUCUGCAACUAAUGAGUAGUUUAAUAUUUAUGAGAUUUUAUUAUCAAUUAUUAUGACACGUAAUAUAGAUUUACAAAUAGAGCAUGAAUGUUUCUUGUGAACUUUUUUUUUAUUAAUAUGGCUUGAAAUUUUGAAAUCUGUACACAUUUGUUUUCAAUAGCAGAGAAAUCCAAUCCAAAUUCUUGAAAAUCUAAGGGUAUCGAAACUUGAGAGAUUGUAAAUGGGAAAUUGAGCACAAACAAGUUUGUCUGGUAUUGCGCAUACCCAGAAGGAGAACACCUGUAAUAGUGAUCAACCCUCACGUGUCUACAUGUACCUGUCUGAACCCAGGUCGUGUGACUGUGGUGCUCAUCACCCGGGAAACAAAUGUGAUUUUUUGCCAGCUCCUGGAUGACUGGGCAGUCAGAAACAGGUUUAAGCAAAGAUGGAAAAGUACCAGCAUGUGACCAGUGUGGGGAGGCCUGGUUCAUCCCAGAUAAGGUUUGCCCGAAUUAUCAAGGGUGGAAGAUAAGCACAGAGACGGUUAACUCUGUGUGGGUUUACGUGCACAAAUACAAUUGUGCAGUUCCUCUGUGUUUUGGUGCCUGCUCUCUCCUCACCAAAAGUACCAAUGAAUGUCAUGUUUUUAAUUAAAACAUUUUUUUUUACUUUCA